GUCCACUGGAUCCGCCCUUUCCAUUUCUUCAACGCUGCCACCUUCAUAUUCAAUGGCUAAACUGGUAUCCUUUACAAGUCUCUGUUGCCAGAAAACGGUGACGCAGGGGCAAUCGCCGGAGACAGCGUGGCAGCCGGCACAAAUCGGCGUGCGGCGCGGUGGAAGUUGAAUGACGUCUUCCUGAACUCCAAUGACCAUACUUCCGGUGGUCCGUGGUACCGGACGGUUGAGCGGGUGGAUUGGCGGAUGAGAUUUUCUGAAAUCUACGAGAACAAGUUGGAAAUAUUUGGCCGGCGGUAGGUUCCACAAAUUGAUAGCUUUUUUCUUUUGCCUCAAAAACUUCACAAAAUCGCAUUGACCAAUCCACCUGCUUGACCGCCGGUACCCAAACCGGGAGCAUGGUAGUUGGAGUUUGGCUUUUUCCACGUCGUUGUAGCCGAAACUUUGCCCUGAGCCUGGUACUUGUAGUGGUAGUGAUGGAUCACACUGAGCACAUAUUCACUGCGUCCAGAAACACCGCCGAUUUGUGCACCUUACGUCCGUAUAAUCAGCUGUUGAAUUUGAAGCUUGGUAAGUAGAGGAAUUUCCAAACGCGGAACAAUAUGUUCUAUUCCAUUUUCUCACUACGUAUGUGUCCACAUUUGCAAUUUCCUCUACAUACCCUUAGCUUAUUUUGUUUCAUUGAUUUUUGAGAUAAAAAUGGUAUCUUUUUUUCAUGUAUUCAUCUGUUUGUAUGCAUCCCUAUGAUGAAACAUUUAGUAAUCUGAACUGGUGGCGCUCCCUCUCGUCCUGUUGCGGGAGGUGGAGGAACCCGUGGCGGCUUCUUGCCAGGUUGAUAUCAGGCAUUGCUGAGGGAUGAGGAUUUAACUAUUUUAAAUGUUUUAUAGAUUUGUUUUUUUCUCUCUUAAACAUGUUUUAUGUUUUUUUUGUUUCUUAAACAUGAACAUCCUUGUAACAUUCAACAAUGUCCUUUGCUGUCCUCACUAGCAAGAGUGAGGGGAACACAUUUUUACAUUUAAAAAUGGUUGGAGUUGAUUAAGACCAUGAUUAUGUUCUUUCUUUCUUGUAAUGGAUGAUGUUAGUAGCUAAUGGCUAUUUAAUUACUUUUACGGUUUUACCUUAUGCUUUGAGAGUCUUAAGGCAAUAAAUUGAAUAAGAUUCUUGAAUUUUCACAACUUCUGUCUAUGGGAGAGCAUGAAAUUAUGAAUUAGAGACUCCUUUCUCUUGCACACAUUUAAUAGGGUGUUUUGAGCCUAGCCUUGGGAGGACACCAACGCAGAUAAAGAAGACAGAUUCAAAAAAGAGAAAAGCACGGGAGGCGGGGGAACUGCCAAUGGGAAUCUGUUGGUGUGCCGCGGCGGUGCAUCAGCAAGCCGGAACAGAGGAGGCACCUGCUUAGCCACAACCUGACAGACACAAUAUCUUGCUAAAAAAGGCACAUAUAAAUACUUCAUAAUAUACUUGUGAUUUGUCUCUACUUUCUUUUGUUCAAUUAUAUCAAUGUUGGCAAUGAACUUUGCUCAAGAUGCUGUUGUUUCUUCCUCUCAAGCACAUAAGUCUUUAGUGGUUCACAAAGCUUCAAAUGUGGAUCAUGGAAUCCUUUUCUAUCAGAUAGGAAGGGUUGUAGUAGAAAAUGUACUUAUACGCAAUUUAGGGAUCAGAUCAGACGAGUCGCCUUCCUCCCUCAAUUUUUUCGAUCGACUAUUCGAUCAGCUAUUCGCCGAUCCUCUCUCCAAUUUUUUCAAUCAACUAUGUGGGGGAUCGGACGAGUCUCCUUCUUACCUUCCGCGCUUGGAAUUCUUCCAUGUCUUGCGUUACAGAUUGCGUGGAGCUGAGACUUCAUCAACGAUCGAUAAACUGACGAUAGCAAUUAACUCAUCAACUUUAGCAUAUGUCCACAAAUUGCCACAAUCAUUAUCCAGUAGUCUUCUUCUACAUCAGAUGGUGGCUGUACACAGGAGGUAUUCGAGCAAACUAUAUGAUGAUGAUCCAUGAUGGAGCAAAACAAAAGUAACUUAAGUGUCUUUGUAGCUUCUUUGAAUGUGGCUGGUGAAUCUCCUUCAGGAAACUGGAUUCUUGAUGAUUGACUUCAUUUGUCACCUUUGUAGAUAUCCAUUGUUUUUGAGUCUCAGGUUUUGCUAAAUUAUCAGUGGUGAAGUUGGAGAAUGUAUAUACAACUGUUGUUUGCUACACCUUAGUACCAAAAUCUAUACUCAAAUUUUGACCACGAUGUCCUUUGUGGGAACUACACUUGAGUUUAAUAAGUUUGAAUAUUGGUA
Molecule: messenger RNA, 2279 nt
Organism: Cuscuta campestris
Lineage: Eukaryota; Viridiplantae; Streptophyta; Magnoliopsida; Solanales; Convolvulaceae
Source: the annotation of a GenBank genome assembly